AUGUCAGAUGUGGAUUUAUCCUCAAACAACUGCUCCCAAUCCACUUUCUCCAAUUCCUGCCUAAUACUGCUAUUUAUUGUUUGUCUCCAUUUACUGCAGAAGGACUACACUCUGCUUAGGUAUAUUCCUUCUGAUCUGCCAACAAUGAACACCACAACAGAAUACCCAGAUUAUGACUAUGAAUAUGUUUGUGAGAAAGACCCCGUCAAUGAUUUUGGAGCGCAAUCGAUGCCUAUCUUUUAUUCACUAGUGCUAAUGCUGAGUCUACUUGGAAAUGGACUGGUUUUGGUGAUAUUGGUAAAAUAUGAAUAUCUAAAAACAAUAACAAAUAUAUUCAUUCUUAAUCUUGCCAUUUCAGAUUUGCUUUCUGCUAUUAGCCUUCCCUUCUGGGCAGUGCAUCAUUUGAAGGGAUGGAUCUUUGGAAAUGUAAUGUGCAAAGUAAUGAGUGGCAUGUUUAAUGUUGGCUUUUACAGUGGUAUAAUGUUUCUGACACUGAUGACAAUUGAUCGGUAUCUUGCAGUUGUUCAUGCAGUAACUGCUGUGAGAUCAAGGAAAGUUCGCUAUGCAACAAUAACAAGCACGGUUGUCUGGCUAAUUAGUAUAACAGCAACCAUCCCUGAUUUUCACUUUUCCAAAUCUAUAAAGGGUGAUAAUGAUCUCUUUAUUUGUGACAAUACUUAUCCAGAAUAUAAUCCAGUUCCAUGGAUACUAUUAAAAAAUUGUCAACAAAACGCACUGUUCUUUAUCCUUCCAUUGAUUAUCAUUGUGUAUUGCUAUUUUAGGAUAAUCCAAACAAUAAUAAAGUGCAGAACAGUACAGAAGCACAGGACUCUAAGAGUAAUAUUCUCCAUUGUAGUGGUGUUUUUUUUGUGUUGGGCGCCAUACAAUGUUGUGAUUUUUUUGAGAUCUUUGGAGGAGGUCCACAUACUGGAUGCUCAGGACUGUGAUUACGAUAUUCGAAUGGAUUAUGCACAUAUUAUCUCUCACAGCAUAGCUUAUUUCCAUUGCUGUCUCAAUCCCAUUUUUUAUGCUUUUGUGGGUGAAAAAUUCAGAAGGCACCUAAUUUAUUUCUGUGGCCAUUGUAUGCCAUAUAGUCCGAUUUGCCAUAAGCAGAUGAACAUCAGCAAGACUACCAAUUUAGAAGGUUCUGAUGGUAAUGAUACAACAAAUAACUGGUAAAAGCAUACAACAUAGAACAGUACAGCACAGGAAUAGGCCCUUCAGCCCACCAUGUCUGUGCCAGCCAUGAUGCUAAUCUAAACUAAUCCCAUCUUCCUGCACAUGGUCCAUAUCAGUGUUCCCUGCCUGUUCAUGCAUCUGUUUAAAUGCCCCUUAAACAUUGCUGUCAU
Molecule: messenger RNA, 1349 nt
Organism: Pristis pectinata (smalltooth sawfish)
Lineage: Eukaryota; Metazoa; Chordata; Chondrichthyes; Rhinopristiformes; Pristidae
Product: C-C chemokine receptor type 3-like
Exons: 3
Coding region: 1-1179 (392 amino acids)
Biological process (GO): chemotaxis; immune response; G protein-coupled receptor signaling pathway
Cellular component (GO): membrane
Molecular function (GO): chemokine receptor activity
Source: RefSeq, a predicted model, not a curated record